GCAAGUACCGGGCCCACGCCCUGGCCACAGCUUUGUCGCGUCCUCCCUUUUGUGAUCGGCUCCCGUCCCGGCCUCGGCCCCCAGCACCCCGAACGCAGACCCCGGAAGUGCACGUCGGCGGCUCUCGUUAAGAGCCUGAGAAGCUAACUGAGGCCAAUCACAUUUCAGAAUCUCCACUGUCUGAUACCAGCGGCGCCAAGGAUGAACUGUUCUAACCAGAUGCCCCUCUACUCUUGAUGGUACACCUCUCCCCAGAAGAGAAGAGAGGGAGGGUGGCCAACUUGAUCCAGCUGAAGCAUCUCCAGGAGGCCUCCUCUGGAUGUCCCAUCGAGGCUGCCCUUCUGCUACAACGAGGAAUUGGUGAUCCCCGAGCACGUGGACAUGGCUUUGCUCAGCAAUAUCCUAGCAGCCUAUUCCUUUGUCUCAGGCUACUCUGGGGAGAAAGAAUAUUGGAGCUAGAAAAGAGAUGUUUGAAACCAGAAAAUCCCGAGCGAGCAGCUUUGUACUUUGUCUCUGGCGUGUGCAUCGGGCUGGUCCUCACCCUGGCUGCCUUGGUGAUGAGGAUCUCUUGCCACACAGACUGCCGGCAGCCUCCCCAGAAGAAGUUCCUGCAGGACCGAGAGAGCAGCAGCAACAGCAGCGACAGUGAGGAUGGCAGCUCGGACGCCGCCUCCGACAUCUCGAUCCGGAGACAUCGCCGCUUCGAGAGGACUUUGAACAAGAACGUCUUCACCUCAGCGGAAGAGCUGGAGCGCGCCCAGAGGCUAGAGGAGCGGGAACGCAUCAUCAGGGAAAUUUGGAUGAAUGGCCAGCCGGAAGUUCCCGGCACCAGAAGCCUGAACCGUUACUACUAGGGGCUGGGUCAGGACCCCCGCACCGCUGUUAGCCUCCUGGGAGACAAAGGGUCCCCAGGGAGGGUGGCCACAAAAAGCCCAACGCGGUUCUGCUAUUGUUAGGGCCGCAGAGAGGAGCGGGACACCCCCAUUUUCUAGCCAGAAGGAUUGAUUUCACCCUUUUAGACUCAAUUUAUGGAGACGUAGAAAAACCAAGUUGGUUCAUCAACCUUUCCAGGUGCUGAAAACCCGCUCCGCUCCAACACUGUGGAUGGAGAUGAGAGAAAUGGAAUUGUGGUUUCUCUUGAUUUCUGAGGCUCUCGGGCGUUUUUUCAGACUUCAUUGCGAUGUGUUAUUUCUUUGCAAAAGGAAACAUUAUUAUAGCCUGAGGGCUAGGAAGAGCAGGGUUAACCUAACACAGUAAAUGCAAUGUUCUAGAUGACUCCAUGCUAUGGAGGUGAUUUUUGAUCCAGAUAGCAUGAUCCGUACUUAUUAUUUAAGGCUGAUUUUUAAAAAUCUUGUGUUGCAGUGGCAACCUCGUCCAUUUUAACUGGCACCUCAGGGAUUCAAAUCCUAUUUUUUAUUACAGUUCCCACUUCACUCAUGAAAAUGAACACUGUAUUAUAGGAGAUGUGUCAGUGAACUCGGAAAAUGGCAAUAACCUCAAGGAUGAAGAGUUUUAUUUUAAAUAUAAAGAACAUGUUAACAUGCACAUUCAAAAAUGCUGCACAAGAAUAAAAGCUGUGUUCCCCCCCCCCUUGUUAUGACUAGAUAAUCAUGAUUUUAAACAUUUUGUUAAAAAAAUGAAUUUGGAUUUCUAAGAAAAAAAUGAGAAUGGGAGGUGAGCAAUAAAGCCCAAAUUUUAGAUUGGGAUAAAAAAUAAAUGUUACCUAAGAUCUC
Messenger RNA from Phacochoerus africanus (Common warthog), 1733 nucleotides. It is a transcript of the gene EVA1A, whose product is annotated as eva-1 homolog A, regulator of programmed cell death. Lineage: Eukaryota; Metazoa; Chordata; Mammalia; Artiodactyla; Suidae. The coding region runs from base 237 to 854 and encodes 205 amino acids. The record is from RefSeq and is a predicted model, not a curated record. The transcript is spliced from 5 exons.